AUGCUCUUCAUCGGUCUAACUGGAUCCAUCGCAACGGGCAAGUCAACCGUUUCCUCCAUCCUCUCCAACUCCCCUUACUCCAUUCCCCUCAUCGAUGCCGACGUCCUCGCCAGGAAAGUCGUUGAGCCUGGAACAAAUGGAUAUGCCGCCAUCGUGAAGCAUUUCUUCCCCACAACCCCGGACCUCCUCGUCCCGGUCUCAGAAGAUAUGCCCGAGGCUGGGCCCGACGGCAGAGGACGACCACUCAACAGGCCCGCCCUCGGCAAGCGCGUCUUCGGCGACACGGAAGAGCUUAAAAAGGACCGCGCCGUCCUCAACGGCAUCGUUCACCCGGCCGUCCGCUCUGAGAUGUAUAAGGCAAUCCUCCGCGCCUACUUCACUGGUCACUGGGCUGUUCUCCUCGACGUUCCCCUGUUAUUCGAGAGCAGCCUCGAUCGCCUCUGCGGCACCGUUUUCGUCGUUGCGGUCAAGGAUCCCGAGGUACAGAUGCAGCGUCUCAUGGCCCGUGACCCUCAUCUCAGCCGCGAAGAUGCCGAGAAUCGCGUGCUCAGUCAGACGGAUGUCAGACUCAAGGCCCGGAGAUGCGAGGCCAGAGGCAAGGGCAAGGGCGUCGUACUGUGGAACGACGGAUCAAAGGAAGACCUCAAGAAAGACAUCGGCGAUGCUAUCCGUCAUGUGCAGGCUUCCAGCCCAGUCUGGUGGAGCUGGCUACUCCUGGCAUGUCCACCAGCAGCCGCAGCCUUGGGGGCCUGGCGAUUUUGGCAGAACAUCCGCAUCAAUAAGGCGUGGGCGGAGCAGGAGAGGAUCGAGAGGGCGAAAUUGUAG
Molecule: messenger RNA, 825 nt
Organism: Colletotrichum orchidophilum
Lineage: Eukaryota; Fungi; Ascomycota; Sordariomycetes; Glomerellales; Glomerellaceae
Product: dephospho-CoA kinase
Exons: 1
Coding region: 1-825 (274 amino acids)
Biological process (GO): coenzyme A biosynthetic process
Molecular function (GO): ATP binding; dephospho-CoA kinase activity
Source: RefSeq, a predicted model, not a curated record